CGAGGUCUUUCCAGUCAGAAAUUGGUGUUACAGUUGGCCACGACUGUCGACUGUGUGUGACGAGCAUCAUGGCGGAUACGGACGCCGAACCGAUGUCACGCUUACUGAAAAUCGCUAAUAAAUUCAACUGCUUCUACUUGUCAGGUUUCCAUGCCGGCGAUUGCAGAGCAUUCGUCGUAGAUGGACAACAAGUGGGGCUUGUACGACCGGAUGUGAUGAAAGAACUGCUCAAUCAUCCGCAGGUCUUCCAAGUACACCCGGAAUACGUACAGCUCAAUCCAGCCUUUCGAGGAUAUGGAGAACGAAGUGCUCGUGUUGAUGAAGUUCUUCAAGAGUGGAGAGCUGGUGGGAAAUUCAUAACUCUUCGAGGCUGGAGAGAAGAAUGUUACGAAGUCAGAGCCCAGUUCAACACACCACCACUUUUCAAGAUGGAUCGAUCGGCAACCUGCUUGUUCGGAAUUCGAAAAUAUGGGGUCGACAUAAACGGCUACGUGAUGGACCCCAUAAAGGGUUUAUCGAUUUGGCUACAGAGGCGUAGUCCAAACAAACAAACGUGGCCAGGUUAUUGGGACAACAUGAUUAGCGGUGGUUUAAGCGUUGGUUUUGGUAUACAAGAAACUGCCAUAAAAGAAGCCGGUGAAGAAGGUAGCAUUCCAACGAAUUUACUCGGAAAGCUUAAGAGCGCUGGUUGCGUAUCGUUGUUUUUCGAAAGCGAGAGAGGUCUCUUCCCGAACACGGAAUUCGUCUAUGAUCUUGAAUUACCACCGGACUUUGUACCGAGCAAUAGCGACGGCGAAGUUGAGGAGUUCGAGUUGUUGCCGGUCAGCGAGUGUCUCGAGAGGGUACUCUCGCCUCAUUUUAAAACCACGUCUAUUCCAGUUGCACUUGAUUUUCUAAUUAGACACGGCCACAUUACUCCGGAAAAUGAGCCUAAUUUUAUUCAAAUAAUGGAACUACUCCACGUACCGCUGCAAACAAUGUAUAGUCACGUACGGGAGCAGACCAAGCAUAAAAUAGCUGCCAAUGGUGAAGCGAAUAACGCUCUAUAAUGAGUUUAGGUUUACUUAUAUAAGGAAGAAAAAAGAUUUAAAGAAAAUAAAAAUAGGCACUAAUUUCAAGCAUACGAAGGCUACAGAAAACAAACAAAUGAACAGAUUCAAUAAAAUGAAUAAGCUAUUGUCCUCUUUCCCCGUCUUAAAUUUUCAGAAGUUCGAACGCGUUUUUUCAUUUAUCAGUCCUCUGAUAUUUGCCUCUCUCUCUCUCUCUCUCUCUCUCUCUCUCCCCCUCUUCGUUGAUAUUUGUAUUUCUACAAAAUCUGUGAGAUGUUGAAGUUCGACACCGCGUUGUUAUUGGAAAAUUGAAUACUCAUAUACCUGAUAAAUGUAAAAAUUUAUGCGACUAUCGGGUUAUUAACGCGCAAAGAACUGUUGUUUUUUUACCGAUGAUUUUCACAAGUUGCAGUCAGUUUCCCCAUUCGUCGAUUAAAAGUUGUGUCACUGCGAGAGAGUGCAUUCAGUUGGCCGUGAUGUGAUAUUAACACGAAAGUAAUCAAUCGAUCGAUAUAACUUUUCUAGAAAUACGUUUUUUUUUCUUGGAAUAUCGGAGACUUUAUCAGUGUGUAUUUGUGUGAGCACGUGAAAUUGUUUGUAUGCAUGAGUAUUGGAAUACGGAGGGGAAAGGGAGCAACAAUGCUUCCACUAUUGCUCUAGGAGGUUUACUAUCAUUUAACUGCUUUGAUACAUUUAUAAUAAAAAAAAAAUUAAAAAAAUAAAAACAUUAAAAGGCAGAAUGUAAUGAUGGCAAAAGCGAAAUGAAGCGUGAAAGCGCAAUAAAGGAACUAACUUUUUUAACACGAGCAAGGCUGUUCAGAAGUGAGUUAAUAAAAUAAUUAAAAACAACAGUGCGACAUCGAAAUUCAAUAUUUAUAGCAGAUGUUAUUGUAUUUUAAGAAUCAAUCAGAUAUGGCAAACCAAAUAGAAACACACAAAAAAAAUGAAUAACGAAAAAUAAUUUUAAAAAUGACGAAAAUCUUGGAAUAUGUGUAUAUGUAUAAUCACACAUGUGUGCGAGAAAUCUUUAUAAUUAUUAUAUCGUGUGCAACGGAAAGCAAUUGUUUUUUAAUUAAAGUAUUAACUUUGCAUUCCAAUUACGAGACGAAAGAAAUUAAUUCAGCUCUUCAAGGCGUAACAAACCAAAAAAUUUUCCCUCUGUACGUUCUCUAUUUAAUUUCUCAUUUCACCAUAUGCUGUAUGACAAAUUUGCCCUGCGCGUCAUUCGUUGCAUUUGAUGUCAGCUUCCAUCGUUUCGGAAGUCAUAAGCGAUAUUAUCAAAUUUUUAACGAAUAAUGAAUCACGAGAAAUGAUUUAAUCACUAGAGGCUGACGAUAGUAUCAUCGAGCUUGAUCGAAUUUUAAAUCCUCUUGCACUAUUUCAGUUACAAGUGGACUUUUCUUUUACAAAAAAAUAUUUAAACCCUUAUAUGGCCCGUAUUUAUCUUAGUUCUGUUUCUAGAUAAUUUCUUGUUAUUUGUUUAUUCUUUCAAUCAAUUGUCGAUGCACAACGACGUGCUAUCGAAAGCAUUCUGCAGUCAAUACAAACGAAUCUAUCAGUAUGCAAAAAGCACAAGGUACUUAUGCAAUAUGUAGAUGUUGCUUCUGUUCAAUAUUUUUUUUUUUAUUAAGAUGAAUAUCAUAUAACAAUCAUUUGUGGUUCUUAAGAAAAUAUUGUUUAAUGUUAUUUUUUAUUCGAAUACAUUGGUCGAAUUGUUUUUUCGUUAUUGAGAAUUACAAUGUUUUCAUUCCGAAUAUUUAAGUAAUAAAACAUAAAAUGUGGAACAACUACGUGAAAAAAUAUAUACAAAAAGUACGCCCAUCUCCAGAAAUUGUAUCAUCUUUUAUUAUUAUUAUUAUUAUUAUUAUUAUUAUUAUUAUUAAUUCAUUAUUAGUGACAUUACGAAUAAUGUAAUUAUCGUAUAGUGACGAGCACAUAAUUGCAAGCUACCAUGUUUACGGAGAUGGGUUGAGAAAUGUGAUUGAAUAAUUUUAUAUUGGAUAGUAGACAGUAGGCAUGAAUGAAGAUAGUUUCCGAAAGUAAAAUCGAGUUCAAUUGUUCUCCGAACAGUGGAUGCGUAGCAUUUACAGGAUUCCGCGCUUAGCCGAAAUUGCUAGUAUAACUUUAGUACUUUUUUAAUGACGAAAAAAAACCAUGCUUGAUGUGCUAGUCACUGUUACUGACAGUUUAUUAGCCCGAUAAUUUAAAAACCCGAUAUUGUAAGAAUAACGAGAAAACAUAAAGACAAAGAGAGAGAGAGAGAGAGAGAAUAAUCUCGUUCUUGCGUGACAACUGUUUUGUCUAUUUGACAACAAUUGUUACAGUUCUAUUGUUAAUCACGUAGCUGAGAGAUAACGACUUUAGGUACUUCUCGAUAUCGACAGCUGUUACAUUCAGUCUGCCCUCUCCCUCCCGCUUCUCCACCGAUUCGUGAAAAUUGCAAAUUUUGUAUUUCUUUUCGUAUGCGUUUAUUCUACAACGCACAAAAAAUGUGCCACUCACUUGAGACUUUAAUUGCAUACGAAAUCUUGUCACUUCCUGUAGCAUCUUGACAAAAAUGCCUGGAAUUGUUUUUAUUUUCUUUUUAUUGUAUUAUAAAAAACUGUAAGACUGUUUCACAGUAUGUCUGUUUUUGUUUAAUAAUUUCAAAUGUACGAUUUAAUCCGAUAUUUUAGCCAGUUAUAAAAUUGUGUAUUGAAAAAUCAUCAAUUCACAACCAGAGAUAUAUUGUGAAAUGGAGAAUUGUUUCCCCAUUUCAAUUGGUCCUCGAAGCUCAAAAUGUAUUUAAUAGUUUCUUGUUCAACUUUACUUGGAUGGUAUCUUUCACUUGACACCCAACCAAAAUGCAGCAUGGAAUAUCUAUAAAAUAUGAAAUCAUGGAUCUUCGCCGAUUUUGUGACAGCGUAUAAAUAUACACAAAUAUAAAUUAUAUGACAUGGGUGGAAAACAAUAAAUGAACGAUUCAUGUCACCA
Venturia canescens is the source of this 4022-nucleotide messenger RNA. RefSeq lists its product as uncharacterized. The record is from RefSeq and is a predicted model, not a curated record. NCBI's taxonomy places the organism in Eukaryota, Metazoa, Arthropoda, Insecta, Hymenoptera, Ichneumonidae. Bases 69 to 1049 code for a protein of 326 amino acids. Gene Ontology annotation, molecular function: 8-oxo-dGDP phosphatase activity. The transcript has 5 exons.